Molecule: messenger RNA, 1104 nt
Organism: Cloeon dipterum
Lineage: Eukaryota; Metazoa; Arthropoda; Insecta; Ephemeroptera; Baetidae
Product: PH domain-containing rcdII-like
Exons: 6
Coding region: 1-1104 (367 amino acids)
Source: RefSeq, a predicted model, not a curated record
AUGCUCGUGAAAACAUUUGGCUACAUUCAAGUGCUGCUAGGGAUUUGGUACACCGAAGGAUCCAACGCCAUCAUCCACACAUACGUUGUUAAUUGCUCCAAAAUGAAUCAAGGUGGACGAGAAGAUUUGAACGCUAUUGCGAGACUCGCUCUCGAGUCAGUGGUGCGACUCAGAGAAAACCAUUCAAUGACCCAAAGUGGAAUAAAUGUUUUCACUCAAAGCAUCAACAAUAUUCUCGAAACGUUUGUUUCUACUCUUCAGGCCAAACUAGCGAAAAAUGACGAGGAAACUGCUGAAAUAUUCCAAACAGCUGCUCGUGAACUUCUUCUGAGUGACCCGCUAAAAGAAGUUUCAACCGAGCAUAGGAUAAGGUCGUGCAUGAAAUUGUACUGCGGCCUUGUUGAUCCCGUGCCAGUCAAGCAGGGCGUUGGAUUCUUCCCAACAUACGGGAAGAAAGUUGAGGCUGAGCUACUUAUCAAAGGUGAAGGAAAAGCCCUUGCUCCUGAAAAGAUUUACAUCAAUAACCAUGAGCUCAAGUUUGAUUCAGUUCUUAUGAUCAAAAACCCUGAAGAUGCUCUCCCUCUUUUUGGGCAGAUCAAAGCAAUUUUCUCAACGACAAAAGAUUGUGCUCUGGUGUUCAAAGAGUUUGAAACAGAAAACUUCAACCAGCUGACAAAUGCCUACGACUACAGCUCGUCCACCAGCUCCUGCUCGUCCACCAGCUACAGCUCGUCCACCAGCUCCUGCUCGUCCACCAGCUACAGCUCGUCCAUCAGCUACAGCUCGUCCACCAGCUACAGCUCGUCCACCAGCUCCAGCUCGUCCACCAGCUCCUGCUCGUCCACCAGCUCCUGCUCGUCCACCAGCUACAGCUUGUCCACCAGCUACAGCUCGUCCACCAGCUCCUGCUCGUCCACCAGCUACAGCUCGUCCACCAGCUCCUGCUCCUCCAGCUCGUCCACCAGCUCCUGCUCGUCCACCAGCUCCAGCUCGUCCACCAGCUCCUGCUCGUCCACCAGCUACAGCUCGUCCGCCAGCUCCAAAGACAUCUUCGGCAUGGAGGACAUCAAGCUACUCAGAUGGCUGCGGUCCUCCAUGACAUAG